CACCACCCACUUUUCACUUUUUUCCAUCCACUUUCAACCAACUCUCUCUCUCUCUUCAAUAAUAAUCACUCCAUUCUCUACACAACAAAAAUGGCCAAACUUUUUGUCGGCGGCCUCUCCUGGCACACCACUGACGAAUCCCUCCGCGCAGGCUUCGAGCAAUUUGGUGCCGUUGAUGAAGCUAUUGUCGUCAAGGACCGUGACUCCUUCCGCAGCCGUGGAUUCGGUUUCGUCCGUUUCGCUGCCGAGGAGGAUGCUGACGCCGCCAUGAACGCCUUGAACAACCAGGAGUUCGACGGCCGUACCAUUCGUGUCGACAAGGCGGCCGACAAGCCCCCCCGCAGCAACGGAGGCUUCCAAGGUCGUGGCGGUUACAACAGCCGUGGAGGUGAUGACUCUCAGUACUCUAGAGGAGGUUACGGCGGUGGUUACAACUCUGGUUACGGUGGUGGAUACUAAGCGGUAACUUGUCGCUGCUGCUGCUAAGUAAAAUUUCGAAAACGGUGCGAACACGGUCUUGCUGCUGGGCGCUUAAAAAAGGAACGCGAAAUAAUUCGAUGGAUAUGGAUCACAAUUUGUUAUUAAUGACGGGAUCUCGCUUGCAUUUCUCUUUGAGGUGAUAUGAGGUGAUAUAA
Messenger RNA from Aspergillus glaucus CBS 516.65, 635 nucleotides. Its product is annotated as RNA recognition motif domain-containing protein. NCBI's taxonomy places the organism in Eukaryota, Fungi, Ascomycota, Eurotiomycetes, Eurotiales, Aspergillaceae. Gene Ontology annotation, molecular function: RNA binding. The transcript has 5 exons. The coding region runs from base 91 to 459 and encodes 122 amino acids. The record is from RefSeq and is a predicted model, not a curated record.